Molecule: messenger RNA, 2058 nt
Organism: Perca fluviatilis (European perch)
Lineage: Eukaryota; Metazoa; Chordata; Actinopteri; Perciformes; Percidae
Product: protocadherin alpha-10-like
Exons: 3
Coding region: 436-2058 (540 amino acids)
Biological process (GO): homophilic cell-cell adhesion
Cellular component (GO): plasma membrane
Molecular function (GO): calcium ion binding
Source: RefSeq, a predicted model, not a curated record
CUAAAGACUGGUGUCCUGUACGUUAAUGAGAGAAUAGAUCGAGAGGAACUCUGCGGCGAUGAACCAAAAUGUUCGCUCAGUGUAGAAGCAGUUAUUAACAACCCUUUAAAACUGUACCGGAUUGAAAUAAUAAUUUUAGAUGUGAAUGAUAAUUCCCCGUCAUUCCUCAGCACGUCGCAGAUAAUUAACAUUAGUGAGAAUACAGCAGUAGGGGCUAAAUUCCCCUUGCAAAGAGCUCACGAUGCAGAUGUCGGUAAAAAUACUGUAAAUAGCUACAAGCUUAGCCAAAAUGAACACUUCUCUCUCGCUACACAUAAAGGAGAGAGUGUUACCGCCGAAUUACUGCUUCAGAAAGUUUUAGACAGAGAAAAACAGUCUGUGAUCCGACUCAUACUGACUGCCAUUGAUGGAGGGACUCCUGCUAAAUCUGGCAGUAUGACUAUAAUAGUAAAUGUAUUGGACAUUAAUGAUAACCCCCCUGUAUUCAGCCAAACUCUCUAUAAAGCCCGUAUGUAUGAGAACGCUAAGAUAGGAACAUCGAUAAUAACAUUAAAUGCUACCGAUUUGGAUGCAGGCCCAAAUGGACAGGUAUUGUACUCCUUUAGUAAAAUAGACCGUGUGACCAAAACUGACCUGUUUGCUAUCGAUGAAAAAACUGGGACUGUAACAAAUAAAAAUAAUAUAGACUUUGAAGAGAAUAAUGCUUUUGAGAUUAGAGUACAAGCCAGUGAUGGAGCUUCCUCACCGAUGACAUCACAUGCCAAAUUAUUGAUUGAAGUUUUAGACGUCAAUGACAAUGCCCCUGAAAUUUCAGUUACUUCACUGUUGAACACCGUGAAGGAGGAUGCGUCUGUUGGCACCGCCAUUGCACUUGUUUCAGUAUUUGAUAAAGACGGAGGUAAAAAUGGGAUGAUGAACUGUAAAAUUUCCAAUCAUGUUCCUUUUAAAUUGGAGUCCAAUUAUAAGAAUUACUACUCGUUGGUGGUGGACGGUCCUCUUGACAGAGAGAGCGCAUCUCAAUACAAUAUCACCAUCACUGCGACUGAUGAGGGCAGCCCACCUCUCUCCAGCACGAGCGUUAUUAAUGUGCACGUCUCAGAUGUGAAUGAUAAUACACCUAUAUUCACAGAAAACGUAAUCAAUGUCUAUGUGAAAGAAAACAGUCCAGUAGGAGCAGUUUUAAAAAAGGUUUCAGCAAUUGAUGCAGACAUCGAUCAAAACGGUCAGGUGAGCUAUUCAUUUUUACAAAGUAACAGUAACUCAUUGCCACUCUCGACUAUGGUAAACAUCAACUCAGAGACUGGAGAUAUAGUCAGCCUGCAGUCGUUUAACUACGAGGAGUUAAAAACGUUUCAGUUUAAAAGUUCAGGCCACAGACUCUGGUGUUCCCCCGCUCAGCAGCAACCGGGAUACUUUGUGGCAAAGAUCAGGGCUGUAGACGCAGACUCUGGAUACAAUGCGCUGCUUUCUUAUCACCUGUCUGAGCCCAAAGGAAACAACCUCUUCCGGAUCGGAACCAGCACCGGAGAAAUCAGGACUAAGAGGAGAAUGAGUGACAAUGACCUGAAAACUCACCCCUUGGUGGUGUUGGUUUCUGAUAACGGAGAACCCUCCCUGUCAGCUACUGUGUCUAUUGAUGUGGUGGUGGUUGAAAGCACAGCUGACAUCCAGACUCAGUUCAGACACGUGCCCAUAAAGGAGGAGAGCUUCUCUGAUUUAAACCUGUAUCUGCUGAUCGCCAUCGUGUCGGUGUCAGUGAUCUUUCUGCUGAGUCUCAUCAGUUUAAUAGCUGUCAGAUGCCACAGGACAGACGGCAGUUUCAGCAGGUACAGCGCCCCAAUGAUCACCACCCACCCUGACGGGAGCUGGUCUUACUCUAAAUCUACUCAGCAGUAUGACGUGUGUUUCAGCUCAGACACGCUGAAGAGUGACGUAGUGGUUUUCCCCGCACAGUUUCCGCCUGUAGAUGCUGAGCUCAUCAGUAUUAACGGAGGAGACACUUUUACCAGAACUCAGACUUUACCUAACACAGACAAGUCAUCUGGAUCUUUGCAAUAA